UGGAUUUCUGAGUGGUACGGUCACCGAGUUAGUUAAGGUUGAGAGCUCUUACAAAUUGGGUGAGGUUUCGCGAGAUACGACGUUGUGCGUCUUUGCAGGCGCUGCAAGUGGGUUCUUACGGGCUGUAAUAUCUUUAAGGACCACAGUAGAAGUUUCGGUGGUCGGUAGCCGUUAUCAUGUUCGAUGCUGGAAUGAAAUAAGUGUAGGCAAUAUCAUAAGUCAGGAUAUCACAGUGUAUUUUAUGGUCGUUUGUCACGGCACCAUUGAUGAGUGAAAGUGAGGUCGAAUCAAAACAAACUAGAUAAGCAUGUCAAAUUGGCGGUAAUAAAAUUGCGAGUAUGUGAUUUCUUCUGUGGAAAACGAAUUAGAGGGUGAUGAAGUGAGAUUUUUAAAGCAGAGAUCCAUUUUUCAAGUGGGUGGAAAAAAGUGUUAUUAUUCUCAAAGUUAGGAUAUGGGAUAAGUGUAAAUCGUCGUCGAAUGUCGGCUUCUAUACAUAACAUCAGUGUGGAUUGUGGAUUCGCAAUUUCAGUACUGUGCGCUUAUAUUGGGCAUAUAAAACAUUGCGAGAACAAGUGUUUUGAUAUCAAGUAAAUACCGUCUGGCGUGAUAUAUUUAAUACAUCUACGAGAAGUAGAAAUAGGCAUACAUCGAGGAAUAAUAAUUGAAGGCGACGAUGCUUAUCGCUAGCAAUUGUGCGUUCGGAAUUCGGAUCAAUUGAAGAGAAAAUAAAAAUAAAAAAGUCAAAUAAGUGCUUCUAUUAUCAGUGGUGAGGCGUCUCUGUUUAGUGUAUUAGUAAUUCUUUGUUGUGGAGAUUUGAAUUGUUUCACUUGGUAUAUAGGCGGAGAUAUUGAGUGCAAAUUGGAUUACACCUACCAGAGACAAGUGGAUAUUUUUUAUGACGGAAUUACCUUUGAUAAAUCACCAUGGCAGUCAGAACCAGUUCGACUCGGCUGACCUCUCUUCGAAUGUGGUUUGCUUCCUCUAUGCUGCUAUUGACGCUGCUGGUGGGAACCGAUUCGUACAUGUUACCUUCCGGGACGCUAGGAACGGGUCUCACAUCUGAGCAGUACGAGUAUGAUUGUUUCGCGGGAACCAUGAAAGAAAAACCGCUGCCAAGGUUUGCGUCCCGCAAUCAAAACGACUCGAUCGCCAUUCAAGUGAGCAGACGUUACACCCACCAGAUCAUCUCACGCAUCUACAGCAUCUUUCUGCGCGAGAUACUCGGCUAUCGUAACGUAAAACUUGUGGAUCUCUAUGAGCGAACGCACGACAUCGAGCGGGAGCGGCAGUUUGUAACACUGGAAAGUCUGGUUUCAGACGGCAAUAGCUGGCCGGAGCCGACGAUCGAUCUGGAAGUUUGGAUGCUGUCGGACUAUCACAUAAUUCCACCGGAAAUCGAAGAAGCAGGCGCCAUCACACUCCCGGGUCGGUUUGGGUUAUUCAUCCCGAAGCCGCUGAUCCGGAAGGAGGAUACAUUUCCCAUGAUGUACCCGUACACGAUGUUCCAGGAAAAUAUAAAUGACCGUAACUAUUACGAUUUGUUGAAGAAAUUUGACGUUGUGGACACCGUACUAAAUGAGUUGAAAAAGUGGUCGGAGAGGCGGUGUUCACCUAGUUGCAACGAAGACGGAAUGUACGUGCCGAAACAGUGUGACCAAGGGAAAAAGUGUGCCCUAGUGCUUGCACCUCACUAUGAGGAUACUAAAUUUAUCGUGAAACACAUCGAUGAGCUUAAAUUUCAACUGAAAGUUAUCUGGCUUGGCGGUAAAAUCAAACACGGCAUUAACUACCUGAUGAAGUUGUAUGGCGUUGGCCGAAAGGUGUCCAAAAAAUUCUUGGUCUUACACUGGUCACCAUCGGAAGUAAUAAAUAGCAAAACCCUAGAGUAUGUACCAGUGACUAUGCCUCGCUGUGAGGAUAUCAUCGUAAGCAAUAAUACAGGCUGCAAGUAUGAACUGACUCCUUUGCUGAAAUACCACGCUCAUGAAUUCGAAUCUUCCCAGCAUGCUCUCCAGUCGUUGUUGAGGGUUUACUUUGAUAAGCCGGAUAUAGAAAAGCUAAUCGACUUGUACGACAAGUACGAAACACAAAUCUUGCAAGCUAGAGACGAGACGAAUAUGGACUACGAUCAACAUGGAGUAGCUAAAUACUACAAUCAAAUAGCGUGUGAGUGGAUGAAAGGAAAUGAGUUGAAAUGGCACGAGUGGAAACCAAAGGGGGAAACAAAAGAAGAUAUUUAUAUUGGCGGAAUCUUUCCCCUCUCUGGUCUGGGGAAAGCAUAUUUGGGCAUCAUGCCAGCAGCCGUAAUGGCCCAGCAAGCAGUUAAUCUCAAUAAUACCAUUUUACCCAAUCAUCGACUUAUCAUCCUCAAGAGCGAUGGGCAGUGUCGUGCGGAUACUGUAAUGAAAACGUUUAUUAAUUAUUACAUCAGACAGGAACGAAUGGUUGGAGUUCUGGGGCCGGCUUGCAGCGACACCGUAGAACCGAUCGCAGGUGUUUCAAAGCAUUUUCGAAUGGCGGUUAUCUCCUACUCUGCCGAGGGGGCAUUUCUUUCUGAUAGGGAAACGUAUCCCUAUUUCUUUCGUACGAUUGGUGAAAAUCGACAGUAUGAACACGUGUACGCGCGACUGCUGAAGCAACUGAAUUGGAAUAGAGUCGCCGCGCUCACCGAGGAUGGCCAAAAAUCAACCGAAUAUAUUUCACACAUGGAAACGCUGCUGAAGGAAAAUAACAUCGAGUUGAUUUCGAACAAGAAAUUUCCACGCGAUCGUGGUGAAACUGAAAUGAAGCGGUAUCUUUUGGACUUGAAAACGAAAAAUGCCCGAAUCAUUAUAGCGGAUGUUGAUGACAAGGUCGCUCAGGUGAUAAUGUGUGAGGCGUACAAACUUGAGAUGACGGCCGAAAAUGGCUUCAUAUGGUUUCUACCGGUUUGGCUAUCGAAUCAGUGGAAUCAAAGCCAUACCGAUUCCAGUCGACCCCAGCUCAAAUGUACGACGCGAGAGCUUCUCACCGCAAUCAACGGUCACUUUUCGCUGUCACAUGCCCCGUUUGCUAGCGACGACAGCUCGUUGGACAUCAGCAACAGCACGGUCGGCGAGUGGAGAUUGAAGUACGGCAAGGUUUUGCAGCAGCAUGAUCUACUGCCGUCAGAUUACGCCGGAUAUGCAUACGACGCCGUUUGGGUGUACGCACUGGCAUUGGAUAAAUUAAUUCGUGAAGAUCCGUCCUUUCUGAGUGAUUUGCAUUCGCUCAAAACGACCAAACGGUUGAUGGAGGUCAUUAGGGCAACCGAUUUUCAAGGUGUAUCCGGACGGAUUCGCUUCGGAGAGGAAGGAUCGCGUUAUGCCAUCAUAAAUGUGCUCCAGUGGAUCAACGGAACGCCAAAUAUCGUGGGACAAUUUACUCCAAAUAUUUCCGAAAGUAAGUACCAGUUGAUGGGAGGAACUCUGACGCUUAAUCAAUCAGCUAUUGUUUGGAUGACCCGCGAUGGAAAGGUUCCGGAUGAUGGUGCACUGGAUUGUAACCUGAGUGGCCUGGCCAGGUUUUUCGGAACCGAUUGCGACGGAGCUGUUUUGAUCUUCACUGGAUUUAUGUGCGUGUUUGUGAUAGCGAUAAUUUCGCUGGCUUCGUUCUGCUUCUUCCAAAUUCGGUACGAUCGAAAAAUGAAAAGUUCAGCCAAGUAUUUGCAGAAGUUUGGUAUUGAUUUACUAUCGCCCUCAUCGAUUCCACUGAACACACUGGAUAAAUGGGAGAUCCCGAAGGACCGGGUUGUGAUCAAUCGGAGGCUAGGUGAAGGAGCUUUCGGGACGGUAUAUGGCGGUGAGGCACAGAUUGACGGCGAAGGAUGGACUGCCAUUGCUGUGAAAACUCUGAAAAUCGGUUCAACCACCGAGGAUAAAGUGGAUUUCCUUUCGGAGGCCGAGGCUAUGAAGCGGUUUGACCAUAACAACAUUGUGAAGCUUCUUGGCGUUUGCUUGCAAAGCGAACCGGUCUACACCGUUAUGGAAUUUAUGUUGUACGGAGAUUUGAAAACAUAUCUACUAGCGCGAAGAAAUUUAGUAGGAAACAAACAGUCGGACGAGUCCGAUAUAUCUCCCAAACGGUUGACAAUGAUGGCAUUGGAUAUUUCGAGAGCCCUUUCGUACUUAGUUGAGCAAAAGUACGUCCAUAGAGAUAUUGCUUGCCGGAACUGUAUGGUCAACGCACAGCGUGUAGUAAAGCUGGGUGAUUUUGGUAUGGCUCGUCCGACAUUUGAGAACGAUUACUACCGCUUCAAUCGCAAAGGAAUGCUUCCAGUAAGAUGGAUGGCCCCUGAAUCUCUGGCACUAGGGGUAUUCACUCCAGCGUCCGAUGUUUGGUCAUACGCAGUGUUGUUAUAUGAAAUUAUCACAUUCGGUUCGUUUCCAUUUCAAGGUAUGACGAAUAAUCAGGUACUCGAACACCUCAAGAAGGGAAACUGUUUAACGAUUCCUUCCGGAGUUAAGCCUCAGUUGGAGGGUCUGAUGAAGGCUUGCUGGAACCAAGACUACAAAAAGCGCCCAAGUGCUUCGGAAAUAGUCGAAUUCAUUUCGAACUAUCCCCGGUUACUGAGCCCAUGUUUGGAUGUACCUCUUGCUUCAGUUCAGAUGGCCGAAACAGACAGUGACCAGUUCGAGUUGCUACCGGGGCUUCGAAAACGGAAGGAUGAGCCGACUGCUGACAUUUUAGUAGGUACUGCUCAGAUAAAUGAUCUGAACCAAUCGCCCAGUGGUUACACCGGAAUGCGACCGGGAAUAAAUUUGAAUGACCUGAAUGUCGGAACAGAUUUCUGUCAUUGCGAUAACGGAUCGUUGCCUACAGCCGAUACCACCACUACUAACGGAUCGGUUGGUCUGAACGUGUACAAUCCAAUUGAGCCGCUGUUGCAACGUGAUUCCGAAAUGUCGAAAAGUAGCAGUAGCUUACUGAGGUACGUGCCCAUGUUUGGUUUCGGUAAGAACCGCGCUCCAGUAUUGAUAACCCACUCGAACGGGUCUGUGACCAUUGGAAACCAAAGCACCAGCACCAGUGUUUUAUAGCACCGGACAGAUGUAGUCGGUUCCACAACUAAACCAAAUCCUGUCUUGGAAGUUCCUGACCGAAAGAAUUCUUGCUAAGCACCAGGUAAUGAUCUAACCCUAUUCGUUGAUCGAAUUUUGUAUAGUUUAUGAACAUAUGUAUUAGUAAGAAUAAUCACUUUUUAUCUCAUAAAUGACAAACAGUAAAGUUAGGUUGAAUUAUUUAAAACAUGUUUAUAGAUAAAAAUAUUGAAAUAUGUUAAAACCACAACCCAAACACAAUAGUACAAAUAUUAUGCCGUCCUUUUAAAUCGGGGAACCAUCUGUAUGGCAUACCGAAAGAUCCGAGUAUUUCUAACUUUUCAGUGGUUAUGGUACCGGUUGGAAUGGUUCUCCAGCUCCGCAUGCCAAAAUAGUAAACAAAUAGUUUUCAUGCAAAUGGCUUAGAAAAUUAGACCAAAUAGAACAUUAUAAGCCCUAUUCGAUACACAUUAAAAAAUAUUAUUAUUCAGAUAAAAAAAUUCUAAAAAGACGUUUCAUCUAGUAAAUUCUAUAUUUUAAGUUAAGCUUUAGCCACCUACAGUAUGAUCUGACUAUGGCAAUUUUUCUCUAUUUCUCUCUCUCGCUUUGGAGACUAAUCAAUAACAUAUAUUUAAAAAUAAUGACGAAACGUUUUCACAUGUCAGGAGAUACUAAAAACUAGUCGCCAACCGUCGGUUGGCCAAGGAUUGCUCUCAAAUAGAAAUGUGUGCGCGUACUCUAAUAAUCAAACGGUACAUGGUUGUAAAUGUGAACUGACAGAAAACGAAACUUAGUAUGAAUAAAACAACUACCUCGUUGCAUCAUUUGCAGAAUCAACUGUAGAACAACGAGAAUAAUUAUACCAUAGAGUUAAUAAAAGUAAGACUGAUUAGUACUAUAAGUAGACACCAUCCGAAUGGACUAAAGGUUGUAUGGUUUAUAUGUUUUACUGGUUAUCAACUUUCCGUUGGCAGUGUUGACACUCAAAACAACUUAUGAUAGAUAAUCGUUUUUUGUUUGCAUGAUACUCGGGCGGAUUAUCAUCGAUGACGAUCGUUGAAAAGAAUGAAGCACAAUAAUCUGUAUUUUAUGCAGUAGCUAAUUUAAGAGAAAUUAUAUCAAAGAGAAACUACAAUUACAAUCAUCUCCGCAAAUAAAACUUUGUUUGAUUUUUUGAAA
This is a messenger RNA of Malaya genurostris, 6236 nucleotides long. RefSeq lists its product as uncharacterized. NCBI's taxonomy places the organism in Eukaryota, Metazoa, Arthropoda, Insecta, Diptera, Culicidae. The record is from RefSeq and is a predicted model, not a curated record. The coding region runs from base 924 to 5057 and encodes 1377 amino acids. Gene Ontology annotation, molecular function: transmembrane receptor protein tyrosine kinase activity; ATP binding. Gene Ontology annotation, cellular component: signaling receptor complex. Gene Ontology annotation, biological process: protein phosphorylation; multicellular organism development; cell surface receptor protein tyrosine kinase signaling pathway. The transcript is spliced from 7 exons.